UUUUUAUUUUAAUUCGGAUUAGAAGUAACAAGUUGAAAAAAUGGCUUCUACCGCGGCUGGGAAGCAAAGGAUACCGAAAGUGGCUAAGGUGAAAAACAAGGCCCCCGCCGAGGUGCAGAUCACGGCGGAGCAGCUGCUCAGGGAAGCCAAAGAGAGGGAGCUUGAGCUUCUGCCCCCGCCGCCCAAGCAGAAGAUCACCGACGAGGAGGAGCUGAAUGAUUACAAGCUGCGGAAAAGAAAGGGAUUUGAAGACAACAUCCGAAAAAAUCGCACUGUCAUCAGUAACUGGAUAAAGUAUGCACAAUGGGAGGAGAGCCUGAAGGAAGUUCAGAGAGCCCGCUCCAUUUACGAGCGUGCCCUAGAUGUGGACCACAGGAACAUCGCGCUGUGGCUGAAGUAUGCCGAGAUGGAGAUGAAAAACCGGCAGGUGAACCAUGCCCGCAACAUCUGGGACCGAGCCAUCACCAUCCUCCCGCGGGUCAACCAGUUCUGGUACAAAUACACCUACAUGGAGGAGAUGUUGGGAAACGUAGCCGGCUGUCGGCAGGUGUUUGAACGGUGGAUGGAGUGGGAACCUGAUGAGCAAGCCUGGCAUUCCUACAUUAACUUUGAACUGCGCUACAAAGAAGUGGACAAGGCACGCUUCAUUUACGAGACAUUUGUAAUUGUCCACCCUGAAGUGAAGAACUGGAUCAAGUACGCCCGCUUCGAAGAGAAGCAUGGCUACAUUGGCCAUUCCAGGAAGGUGUUUGAGAGAGCCGUGGAAUUCUUUGGGGAGGAACACGUCGAUGAGCAUCUCUACGUGGCUUUUGCAAAGUUUGAGGAGAAACAGAAAGAGUUUGAGCGAGUGCGGGUGAUCUACAAGUAUGCCCUGGAUAGGAUUCCUAAGCAGCAAGCCCAGGAGCUGUUCAAAAACUACACUGUUUUCGAGAAGAAGUUUGGAGAUAGGAGGGGAAUCGAAGAUGUCAUCGUCAGCAAAAGACGUUUCCAGUAUGAGGAGGAAGUCAAGGCAAACCCUCAUAACUACGAUGCCUGGUUUGAUUACCUCCGACUGGUAGAGAGUGACGCAGACGCUGACACGGUUCGAGAGGUGUAUGAAAGAGCCAUUGCCAACAUCCCCCCCAUCCCGGAAAAAAGGCACUGGAGAAGAUACAUUUACCUCUGGAUUAACUAUGCCUUGUACGAAGAAUUGGAGGUCAAGGACCCAGAAAGAACAAGACAAGUGUACCAGGCAUGUCUUGAACUCAUUCCACACAAAAAGUUUACAUUUGCCAAAAUCUGGUUAUUAUGUGCCCAGUUUGAAAUAAGACAGAAGAAUCUUCCUUUUGCUAGGAGGGCUCUGGGCACAGGCAUUGGUAAAUGCCCAAAGAACAAACUAUUUAAGGGCUAUAUUGAGCUGGAACUACAGCUUCGAGAGUUUGAUCGUUGCCGAAAACUCUAUGAGAAGUAUCUGGAAUUUUCCCCAGAGAACUGUACGACGUGGAUCAAAUUUGCCGAGCUCGAGACUAUCUUGGGAGAUGUAGACAGAGCUCGUGCAAUCUUUGAACUCGCUAUAGGACAGCCCAGACUGGAUAUGCCAGAGGUGCUUUGGAAAUCGUACAUUGACUUUGAAAUUGAACAAGAGGAAUAUGGAAAGACGAGAGACCUGUACAGGAGGUUACUACAGCGCACUCAGCAUGUUAAGGUUUGGAUCAGUUACGCCCAGUUUGAGCUAUCUGUCGAGAGUGAGGAUCGCCUGAUCAAGUGCAGACAGAUUUACGAGGAGGCCAACAAAGCCCUGCGCAACUGUGAGGAGAAAGAGGAAAGACUCAUGUUACUGGAGUCCUGGAGGGACUUUGAGGCCGAGUUCGGUACCGACAGCACACGGAGCAGAGUGCACAGGCUUCUCCCAGAGAAAGUCAAGAAGAGGAGAAAGCUGCAAGCAGAGGAUGGCUCAGACGCCGGCUGGGAAGAGUACUAUGACUAUAUCUUUCCAGAGGAUUCUGCCAACCAGCCCAACCUCAAGCUGCUUGCCAUGGCGAAAAUGUGGAAGAAACAGCAGCAACAGGAGGAGGAAGAGGACAGUCAGGAAGACUCGCAGGAGCAGCAGGAACAGGAGGACCCAGCGGCUGUUACUGCUGGUGAUGACAAGGAUGAUGGUGAUAACGACAGGCAGGAUAAUGAUGAAGAUAAGGAUAAGGAUGAGGACAGCAAUAAAUCCUAACCUGUCCUUCACACACUUUCAGAACAUGUUUUCUCACAAGACUCUUGAUCACCAUUCUCCCCAACUCCACUGUCUUCUAACAGAAUGGAAUUUGUAUCCCUCAGUUCCCGAAAACAUUUUUUUUUACAGGAAUAAACAUGAUUUUGUAUUUA
Messenger RNA from Lepisosteus oculatus (spotted gar), 2355 nucleotides. RefSeq names its product crooked neck pre-mRNA splicing factor 1 (gene crnkl1). Gene Ontology annotation, biological process: spliceosomal complex assembly; mRNA splicing, via spliceosome. Gene Ontology annotation, cellular component: precatalytic spliceosome; U2-type catalytic step 2 spliceosome; Prp19 complex. The record is from RefSeq and is a predicted model, not a curated record. Gene Ontology annotation, molecular function: protein binding. Lineage: Eukaryota; Metazoa; Chordata; Actinopteri; Semionotiformes; Lepisosteidae.